This is a messenger RNA of Pestalotiopsis fici W106-1, 855 nucleotides long. RefSeq lists its product as uncharacterized. Lineage: Eukaryota; Fungi; Ascomycota; Sordariomycetes; Amphisphaeriales; Sporocadaceae. Bases 1 to 855 code for a protein of 284 amino acids. The record is from RefSeq and is a predicted model, not a curated record. The transcript has a single exon.
AUGCCUAUCAACAUUCACAUUAUCGAGACGGGUACUAUUCGUAUUCGUCAAAACGGUUGGACUCAACCUCCGGGCAAUGUCCUUCUCCGCCGUCUUCGAUUCGUGACUGAUCGAAAAUAUACCCACCCGAUUCCAAUUUAUGCUUUUCUCAUCAAGCAUCCAGAGGGGAAUUUCCUCUUCGACUUGGGCGAGACGCCCAGAUGUCUAGAUGCGGGUUAUUAUCCGUGGUGGCAGCUCGGCCACCGUUUCGUCUCGAUGGAUAUCAAGCCCGAGCAAGGUCUCGGCACGCAGCUUCGGGCCCAGGGAAUUGAUCCGGACACGGACAUCAAGGCCGCCAUCAUUUCUCACUUGCACAGCGACCACGCCGGCGGCCUGCCCGACGUCCACGGCAAGACCGACGUCUGCGUCAGCCACAGCCACUGGUCCGCGUUUGGCGAGAAACCGAUGCACGCGGCCAUGGAGGGCGCCAACCCAGCGGCGUGGCCCAAGGGCUUCCGCCCGACCCUGCUCGAGCCCACCGGCCCGGCCAUUGGGCCCUGGGCGCACAGCUACCCCGUGACCCAGGACGGCACGAUCCUGGCCGUCGACACGCCGGGACACGUGCCGGGCCACAUUUCCCUCAUCAUUGUGGACGACGACGUGACGUAUUUUCUCGUCGGCGACGCGGCGUACAGCCAGGCGUUUCUCGACAAGGAGCAGACGGACGGAGUCAACUCGGAUCCGUACCUGGCGCUCGAGUCGCAGAGAAAGAUCAAGGAGUUUUGUCGGUCGCGCAGCGUCGUUGUGCUUCCGUCGCACGAGUUUGACUCGGUACGGCGGCUACAAGUCAAGGAGGUGUAUCGGCCGAGUGGCUGA